AUUAAUGUGUGUAAAUUCAUAAAUUAUGCAUUAACUAUUCAUAAUAUACUAACUUCUCCAUUGGAUUCUCUCUCCUCCAUGGAAGCUAGGUUUAGACCUCCACAUGGGAGGGUUGUAACCUGUAAGCUCCUCAUUAAUUAUAAAAUCAAUAUAAAAUGGAAAGCAGAAACUUUCUUCUCGGGCUCUGUUUUGUUCAUAAAUUAUGAGAGAAUUCAAAUUUGGAAAGCUGAGCAGGUUCCCACAAGGACCCACAAGUAAUUUAAAGAGUAGCCAUUAAUGAAUCAACUGUGUUGGGAUUUUUUAGUCUCCUGGGUUCUCUGGAGACAGAUGGGUCUGGCAGGUCAAACGGCCUUGCAGAAAUUAUUGUGAGGCAAUUGAAACACGGAGUGCUUUUUGGGUUCCUUUUCUUAAAUGGGUACGAGUGGUUUUGGUUUCUAAUGUGUCAAACGUGGUUGAAUUUUGGAUUCUUCUGCUGGUUUAUUGCGUAAAGAACAGGAGUUGGGUGAUUUUUGGCAGCAGCAAUUGGGGGAGUUGACCUAAAUUUGGUGUUCGUUUGGGAGUAAUUUAUCUUAUAGAAGUGUCUUGGGAUGAGAUUUUGGAAUUUCUCAAGGUCGACAUGACCUGUUGGGGUGGUUGGAGUUCAGAACCUUGAAAACCAAGGGGCAUAAACUGGUUUUUAGGGUUUUCUUCUUGGGCAUAGAACAGAGUUUGUGCAGAAGUUCACUGUGGUCUUUUUGGUUUCUGGGUUGAUUAAGGCCGCUCUUGGCGUUAGAUUUGUGAUUUUUAGGGUUUUCUUCCCGGAAGAAGCUGUAUUUUUGUACUGUUUCAGCAUUCAGAAAGGCUUCAGGAAUUUGAGACCAUUUCUUUUCUUUUCUCUUCCGGGGGAUUUUGAGUUGAGUGUGGGGUUUAAGGGCACAGAGAUGCCCUGGUUUGGGGCAGGAGUCGGUGCACUGCCCUAAAUUUUUGGGUUUCCAUCUCAGCUUGGCACAGCUUACAGUUCUCUCAUUGGGUGAAAAUGGCUUGUAUGAAGUUGGGAUCCAAAACUGAUGCAUUUCAACGGCAGGGGCAGGCCUGGUUCUGCACAACUGGCCUUCCAAGUGAUAUUGUUGUUGAAGUUGAUGAGAUGUCCUUCCAUUUACACAAGUUUCCUUUGCUUUCUAGAAGUGGAGUUCUGGAAAGGUUGAUUGCAAAAGCAUCAGAAGGAGGAGCAGAAGUCAUACACCUCUCUGACAUCCCUGGUGGGGCCAAAACUUUUGAACUUGUAGCCAAAUUCUGUUAUGGUGUGAAACUUGAGCUUACUGCUUCAAAUGUUGUCUACAUCCGUUGUGCUGCUGAGCAUCUUGAGAUGACGGAGGAGUAUGGGGAAGGCAAUCUUAUUACACUGACUGAAACCUUUCUCAAUCAAGUGGUCCUUCGAAAUUGGAAAGACUCCUUAAAAGCUCUUCAAACUUGUGAUGAUAUUCUGCCUCAUGCUGAAGAACUCAAUAUUACAAAGAGGUGUAUUGACUCAUUAGCUGUAAAGGCAUGUACGGACCCAAAUUUGUUUGGCUGGCCUGUCAUGGAUCAUGGUGGGCCCAUGCAAAGCCCUGGUGGGAGUGUCUUGUGGAAUGGGAUAAGCACAGGGGCUAGACCAAAAAAUUCUAGUUCAGAUUGGUGGUAUGAGGAUGUAUCUACUUUAAGUUUACCUCUCUAUAAGAGGUUGAUUUCUGUCAUGGAAUCCCGUGGAAUCAAACAUGAGAUUAUUGCGGAGUCUCUCGCCUUUUAUGCCAAAAGGUAUCUUCCUGGUCUGAAUCGCCAUCAAGGUGUCAGUGAGCCCAGCAACCGUAUGGCACCAGUAGCUUUGGGAGGGCCGCCAUCAGAAGAAUAUCAGAAGCUCUUACUAGAGGAGAUUGAUAGGUUACUUCCUAUUCAGAAAGGUCUAGUAUCAACCAAGUUUUUGUUUGGUAUGCUUCGUACAGCCAUGAUUCUUCGAACAAGUUCUUCUUGCGCAUCAACUCUAGAAAGAAGGAUAGGGAUGCAGCUUGAUCAAGCAACUCUAGAAGAUCUUUUAAUUCCUAACUUCUCUUAUUCAAUGGAAACACUCUAUAAUGUUGAGUGUGUGCAGCGGAUUCUUCAGCACUUUUUAGAAAUGGAUCAGGCAAUGGGUGGGGUAUCCCCAUGUUCAGUUGAUGAUGGCCAGUUGAUAGAGUCACCUUCCUUGACACCUAUCACGAUGGUAGCCAAACUGAUUGAUGGAUACCUUGCGGAGGUUGCUCCUGAUGUUAAUUUGAAGCUCCCCAAGUUUCAGUCCCUUGCUGCUGCUGUUCCUGAAUAUGCCAGACCCUUGGAUGACGGUCUUUAUCGUGCAAUUGACAUAUAUCUGAAGUCACACCCAUGGCUGGCAGAGUCAGACAGAGAACAACUUUGCAGGCUCAUGGACUGCCAGAAGCUCUCCCUGGAAGCUUGCACCCACGCGGCACAAAAUGAAAGGUUGCCCCUAAGAAUAAUUGUGCAGGUCCUCUUUUUCGAGCAGCUCCAGCUGAGGACUUCCAUUGCAGGCUGCUUUCUGGUGUCCGACAAUCUUGAUGGGUCAAGACAGUUGAGGAGUGGACUUGCUGGGUCUAGUGAGGGAGGCUGGGCCACUGCCGUGAGGGAGAAUCAGGUUUUAAAGGUGGGAAUGGAUAGCAUGAGGAUUCGGGUUUCUGAGCUUGAGAGGGAGUGUUCAAACAUGAGGCAAGAGAUUGAGAAGUUGGGUCAGGUCAAAGGAUCUAGCAGAUGGAGCAGUGUGUCAAAGAAGUUUGGUUUCAUGGCAAAGACUCAGAUGUGCAGUGCUCAAGAGGGGUCGAUAAGCAGGCAGAAUGAUCGAAGUGUUAAGCUUGAGACGGCAAAGGACAGGCAUGGCAAGCAGAAGAAAAACUCUUGAGGGUUAGAUUUUCCUGUUUGAAAAUUGUUCUUAUUUCUCAUUUUUUGUAUCUCUCCUAUUGGUUCUUAUUUAUUUUUUUUUUCUUUCAGAACUCUAAUUGAGUGAUCUGUGUCAUACAUCUGUCAAUUGACCUAACCCUCCACUAUCUUAAUCUGACAAUGUACUUUAUGUUUCAAAGUUUUAUGUUUCAAAA
Messenger RNA from Malania oleifera, 3095 nucleotides. Its product is annotated as BTB/POZ domain-containing protein At1g30440. Lineage: Eukaryota; Viridiplantae; Streptophyta; Magnoliopsida; Santalales; Ximeniaceae. The record is from RefSeq and is a predicted model, not a curated record. Gene Ontology annotation, molecular function: protein binding. Bases 1016 to 2902 code for a protein of 628 amino acids. The transcript has 4 exons.